Messenger RNA from Pseudogymnoascus destructans, 750 nucleotides. RefSeq lists its product as uncharacterized. Lineage: Eukaryota; Fungi; Ascomycota; Leotiomycetes; Thelebolales; Thelebolaceae. The record is from RefSeq and is a predicted model, not a curated record. Gene Ontology annotation, molecular function: structural constituent of ribosome. The coding region runs from base 22 to 627 and encodes 201 amino acids. Gene Ontology annotation, cellular component: mitochondrial large ribosomal subunit. The transcript is spliced from 2 exons.
CACCAGCCAAACGACAUCACCAUGAUUUGUAGCCGCUGCCUCCACAGGGCGUCAGCUCUACCACAGCGUAUACAGCACACGUUUCUCCGUUCCCUUACGAAUUCUGCGCCCAGCGCCUUACCAGCGGCCCCAGCAACCUCUACGGGACCAACAAUCUCGACACCUCUACCUCCUAAGCCAAAGGCAAAAGCCCCCCUACCGGUAUCCGCCGCGCCGGCCGGGAUGAUAUUGAAGGGGUUAAACUAUUUAAAGGGCAGAGAUGAUCUUACGGCACUCGCUGAGGAGGAGUACCCAGAGUGGCUGUGGAAGUGCUUAGACAUGGACAAGACGGGCAACGCCAGAGACGAGGUUGAGGGAGAUGAGUUCUCUAAAUCCAAAAAGACCCGUCGUUUAGUGGCGAAGAGGCAACGGAAGCUCGAAGCCCGCCUGAUCGCGUCUGGCGACACCGAAUCUCUCAUUCCAAAGGUCCCGUUGCAGCAGCAGACAAUUGAUCUGCCGUCCAACGAGCAGGGUAGCGUCGAGGGUGCUUUGGAUGCUGUAGCGAAGAGAGACGAGCUGACGAAGGCGAUGAGGGGAGAGAGGAGGGCGAAGAUCAAGGAGACGAACUUCUUGAAGGGCAUGAACUAGUCAAUGGACUUGGCUGUAACAACAUCCGGGGGAUUUUUGUGUUGUAUAUUUCGAGGGUUACACAGGAUACAUCAGAAUUAAGAAAGCGCAUAUCACUGCAGGUACAUCUGGACUAUUAUAUGU